AUGGUUAUGGCUAGCGAUUUCUACCUGCGCUACUACGUAGGGCACAAGGGCAAGUUUGGGCAUGAGUUUCUGGAGUCCGAAUUUCAGCUGGAUGGAAAGCUUAGAUAUGCCAACAAUAGCAAUUACAAAAAUGAUGUCAUGAUCAGAAAAGAGGCUUACAUGCACAAGAGUUUAAUGGAAGAACUGAAGAGAAUUAUUGAUGACAAUGAAAUCACAAAAGAAGAUGAUGGUUUGUGGCCUCCCCCUGACAGGGCUGGCCGACAGGAGCUUGAAAUUGUAAUUGGAGAUGAGCACAUAUCUUUUACCACAUCAAAAAUAGGUUCUCUUAUUGAUGUAAAUCAGUCAAAGGAUCCUGAAGGCCUUCGAGUAUUUUACUAUUUGGUACAAGACUUGAAAUGUUUAGUUUUCAGUCUCAUUGGAUUACACUUCAAGAUUAAACCAAUUUAAAUUGUAUGUUUUUCAAGCUGUUUGUAUAUUUAAUUAAGGGAUGGGAGGGGUUAUUUGUCAUUUACA
Molecule: messenger RNA, 513 nt
Organism: Gorilla gorilla gorilla (western lowland gorilla)
Lineage: Eukaryota; Metazoa; Chordata; Mammalia; Primates; Hominidae
Product: protein mago nashi homolog
Exons: 2
Coding region: 1-447 (148 amino acids)
Biological process (GO): RNA splicing
Cellular component (GO): catalytic step 2 spliceosome; nucleus; exon-exon junction complex
Source: RefSeq, a predicted model, not a curated record